AUGGAUUUUCCUGAACAAGAGAACGAUGCUAGUGGUUCUAGCAAUUAUUCGUUAAAAAAGCAUAAAAAGUACAAAUCUCGCUCUAAUUCUUCCAAAAAUCAUUCUAAAUCCUAUUCUUUCAAGAAAUAUAGUAGAUCUUAUUCCAAUUCCUCCCAACAUGAAGAAUGUACUAGUAGCUCUAGCAAUUAUUCCCCUCAAGAAGAAAUAUAUAAUAAUGGUUCCUAUAAAGAAAAGUGGCGCAAGACUUCAUCUCUACAAAAAAGUAAUAACAAGAGUCAUAAGUCUCUUUCUCACCAACAAGAAAAUAGUAGGUCCCAUACACAAAGCCUUAUUAGUUCUUCAAAACAACAGCAAACCAGAACAUCCCAACUUAAUGAAGACUUAGAUGAAGUUAAAAGUGAACUUAAAAAACAAAAAAUUGAGCAAGAUAAUGAGCUCUUGGCUCAAUCAAUGGACAUAAAAGUUAUAAAACAUCUUUUUCCAGAAACCCUCUAUCCAAUACAAGAUGUUUUAAAGAACACAUUAAAGACAUACUUAGAAGAAAAACAUCAUGAUCUCUUUGUUGACCUCAGUCCUAUUCAAUUCUAUAACCAUUUUUAUU
This is a messenger RNA of Racocetra persica, 601 nucleotides long. NCBI's taxonomy places the organism in Eukaryota, Fungi, Glomeromycota, Glomeromycetes, Diversisporales, Gigasporaceae. The record is from the annotation of a GenBank genome assembly.